This is a messenger RNA of Besnoitia besnoiti, 672 nucleotides long. RefSeq lists its product as uncharacterized. Lineage: Eukaryota; Apicomplexa; Conoidasida; Eucoccidiorida; Sarcocystidae. Bases 1 to 672 code for a protein of 223 amino acids. The transcript has a single exon. The record is from RefSeq and is a predicted model, not a curated record.
AUGGCACGACGCAAAGAUUCAGCGGGGAUGGCUGCUCGGUCUUCUCGGGGGAAGAGCUCUGUGUGGCAGAGAGGCGCGGCUGGGAUAUCCGUUUCCCUCGUGGUAUGCUCUUUUCUGGCGUCAUUAUGGGCUGCGUACGUUGCGCAGUGCGAUGCCCUCGAUUUGAGCAAGCUGGAUCCUCCCCUCCCGCAAGCGGACUACUCUCUAGUGAUUCCCCCCUCCGAUCUAGAUGCGAUUGGUCGCCACGUUCAGUACUUGUUACCGAAUCAGAGAUUUAUGAUUGUGCUAGAGAGUCCGCGAGCGGUUCGGGUAUGGCCACGAAACGUACUAUUUGAAGUGUACGAUGUGGAUGACGGGAUCUGUGACGUGGUCUCGCUCAAGUCGUUGAAGUAUCUUUUCAAAAAAGCUCCUGCGAACUACGUGUACUGGCAUGUGACAGAGCAUGCCUUGCCCGGCGUCCCCGACCCGGUCAAGUCAUUAGUUUUUGUGGCUCCUCCGCCGGGCUCUUCCGGUGGAGACACUGAAGAGUUCUGCGUUGUCAUGCGCGAAAAACAGGGCUUUGGAGAAGUGUCAGUUGUGAUCAUGACCGGGCGGGGGUCUGGUGCUCAGGGGGCGGUUGUCCUCUUAUCCGUGGGUCUCCUGCCAAUCGUGGCCUCGGUUUUCGCACUGUGA